AUGAGGAGCGCGUCAGCUUUGUUCUUCGCGGCGCUGGGGGGGGCAGGAUUCUCUAUCGGCGGUGCGGAGGCCGCAGGAGGGUUUUUCGCUUCCUCUUCGCCGGCCGGCGGGGCGGCGGCGGCGCGACCAAGAGGAGGCUUCUUGCCCGGAUGGGGGCUUCCUCGUCACGAGAGCGUCCUCGAUAGGGUGGUGCGGCUGCGAGGGGGAAUGCAGCUUUUCGUCAAGACGCUUACGGGGAAAACGGUUACCGUGGACGUUGAGCCCGGAGAUUCUAUCGAGACGCUCAAGCACAAGAUUCAGGAGAAGGAGGGCAUCCCGGCGGAACAGCAGCGCAUCAUCUUCGGCGGGAAGCAGCUGAGCGGGGCGGACAAGCAGCUCAGCGACUUCGAGCUCGAGGAGGGAAACACGUUGCACCUUGUGCUGCGCCUGAGGGGGGGACCGGAAGACGACGUCCCCUCCCCGUGGCGUUCUGGCUCCAGCGAGGAACGGCGAGGGCUGGGAUGGUUCGGCUGGAGGACCACGACUGCUGAGGCGUAAACAUUUUUCUCAGUCUUGUUCGGUUGUCCUCGUACUUGCGUCGGCGGGUGCUGCGCGCUUUUUGGUGUGUGUGUGUUGUGGGGGGCGGGGAGAGUGCAUAUUGGGUCGAUUUGAUGCGUAGAUGGUAGAGCCGGGAGGUGGGGGGGGGGCGGGAUAGAGAGUGGACACAAGGAUUUCUUUUUUUGUGGUCGUUUUUUUCUUUCUUGUCCCUCUCGUGGAAGGAUGUGUGUCACAAUUUUGUUGUAGUUUGCCUGCUAGAGAGAGUCAGCAAGCUUUACCUUCUUGAUUAAACUCUUACCCUCGCCAGAGAAAGUGCUCCAUCACUAGCAACCUGAUGUUGGCCUGCUGGAACCAUGAAACAAACAAGAUAGCCCAUGUUCGCACGUCUUUCGUUCACUCGAAGCAUCUUGCAUGCUCUUCUUGGAGAGAGAUUCCUAGACCACCUGUGGAGUAGAUUGUCGUCGACAGCGCCUCGUUGAGACAUGGGUCCUUGUGACGUCGUGACGUCCACAGCAGGGAUCGAGUACCUCCGGGCGGACUACCGUGUUCACUGCACGGAUGCCAAACACGAGGCC
Ectocarpus siliculosus is the source of this 1112-nucleotide messenger RNA. NCBI's taxonomy places the organism in Eukaryota, Phaeophyceae, Ectocarpales, Ectocarpaceae. The record is from the annotation of a GenBank genome assembly.